AUGGGGAAAGGAGUUUUAAAAUAUGGUGGUAAAUCUGGUAUACUUCCCAAAACCAAGCAAAUAUUUCAUAGACCAAUACGUGCAAUGAAUGAAGUAGAAUUACAAAAAGAAAAAUUUAAAGAAAGUGGAUAUGCAGAGGGUGUACCAACUCCAAAAAUUAAUGGAGAAUCUCUUCCACGUCAUCAACCUCCAAGAAAGUAUAUAACAGUCGAGGACAGAAUAAAACAUAUCAAAUAUCCACCAAUGUCAUUAAAGGAAAUGAAUGAUUUACCAGCAGUAGAAAGAGACACCUACAAAAGAGCUUAUUAUAGAGCAGAAUUUUUGAAAGAAGCAUAUUUAGAAGAAGAAAAAAGAUUAGCCAAGAUUGAUGAGUUAAAGAAUAAAAUACAUGAAAAGGAACUAGAAAAUCAACGUAAAUUUGAGGAAGAAAGAAAAACAGAAUCAACAAUUUCAUCAUUACCAACAUUGCAAAAAUUAUUAAAAGAAGGACUUAUUAGAAAAAGGACACCAGAUGAAAACCGUUUAUUAAAAGAACAAAGAACCCUUAAUAGAAAUGCAAAAGAAUUAAAUGAAAAAGAAGAAAAAGCUCAAAAAUUAUUAGAAUUAUAUCAUUCUGCAUCAAAAUUUAUAACAAAUGAAGAACAAUUAGAAGAAGCCAUAUACAGGGCCUUUGAAGUCGAUACAGCAAAAUUUGAAAAUAAUCAAACAAGUAUUGAUAAUAAAUUAUUUUCAAAUAGUUCAAGUUUCUUAGUUGGAGAAAUUAAUGAAAUGAAAAUUAAAGAUGCUAUUUUAGGUGAAAUUAAUGGUAAACCUGGUUUAGAACAAAUUAAAGAUACAUUAAGUGGGAAUAGAGAAAAAAUAAGGAGAGAAGCUCAAUUAAAUAUGAGGAAUGAAAUAUAG
Messenger RNA from Lodderomyces jiufengensis, 900 nucleotides. Its product is annotated as mitochondrial 37S ribosomal protein PET123. Lineage: Eukaryota; Fungi; Ascomycota; Pichiomycetes; Serinales; Debaryomycetaceae. The record is from RefSeq and is a predicted model, not a curated record. The coding region runs from base 1 to 900 and encodes 299 amino acids. The transcript has a single exon.